Fusarium sp. VM40 is the source of this 1281-nucleotide messenger RNA. NCBI's taxonomy places the organism in Eukaryota, Fungi, Ascomycota, Sordariomycetes, Hypocreales, Nectriaceae. The record is from the annotation of a GenBank genome assembly.
AUGAGCAAUCAAACUCAGAAACUCAAGCCCGCGGCUCGAGUGCAGGGUCAAAAGAAGGAUGUUUGGUCCAUGAUCAAUGAAGCUGCUGCUUCCUCGCCCAUCCAGCCUAUUGUAAAUCUGGGCCAGGGUUUCUUUGGCUACAACCCGCCUGAAUUCAUCCUCAAUGCUGCCAAGGAGGCUUUGGAUCGUGUCGAGUGCAAUCAGUAUGCCCCGGCCAAGGGACGACCGCGGUUGAGGAAGGCCCUUGCGGAUGCGUACUCACCAUCGUGGGGCCGGGAACUGGAUCCUGAGACCGAGAUUAUUGUCACUACCGGUGCUAACGAGGGUAUGCUGAGUGCUUUUAUGGGCUUUAUCGAGGAAGGUGACGAGGUCAUUGUCUUUGAACCCUUCUUCGAUCAAUACAUCAGCAACAUUCAGAUGCCUGGUGGUAAAGUCGUCUAUGUCCCCCUGCACCCUCCUGAAAGCGGUGCCACCAAGGACUCUUCGGCCGCGGACUGGACAAUCGACUUUGAGGAGCUGGAGAGGGCAUUCACGCCCCGCACCAAGAUGAUCGUCAUCAACACUCCCCACAACCCCGUCGGUAAGGUCUUUUCGAAGAAGGAACUCCAAGGAAUUGCAGAUCUCGCUGUCAAGAACCAAACCAUCAUCCUCUCAGAUGAGGUGUACGACCGUCUUUACUACGUACCAUUUACCCGCAUCGCCAACCUUUCUCCUGAGGUGGAGAAGCUCACUCUUACUGUUGGGUCUGCUGGAAAGAACUUCUAUGCCACCGGCUGGCGUGUGGGUUGGUUGAUUGGCCCUCAGGAACUCAUCCAGCCCGUCACUGCUGCUCACACCCGAAUCUGCUUUUCCACGCCCGCUCCCUUCCAAGAAGCCUCUGCCAUUGGUUUUGAGCAGGCUGGCAAGAACGGUUUCUGGGAUGACACUAUCAAAGAGAUGAAGUCCAAAGUGGACCGCCUGAAAGAGGUGUUUGAGGAGCUUCAUCUGCCUGUCACUUACCCCGAGGGCGGUUACUUUCUUCUGGUCAACAUGGCAAAGGUCAAGUUGCCCGAGGACUACCCUUUCCCUCCUCACGUUGCUGAUCGCCCGCGGGACUUCAAGCUGGCAUGGUUCCUUAUCCAGGAAAUUGGUGUUGCGGCUAUUCCUCCAACUGAGUUCUACACUCCCAAGAAUGCGCACUUGGCGGAAGAUUAUAUCAGAUUUGCUGUGUGUAAGAACGAUGAUGUUCUUGAGCAGGCUAAGGAGAGACUAAGGGAACUGAAGAAGUAUAUCCAGGAGUAG